GACAAGACUGGGCGGUGGUGAUGCAAUAGAGGGUUUUCUUCCUCCUUUCCUGAAGGGACCCAGGUGUCCGGUUUCCCCAACCUAGGGAGGUGAAAAAGCAUCUGGCAUGCCUUCUGGUGUUUACCUCUCCAUCUACCUGCUCACCAUCCUGACGGGCUUUCCCACCAACCUUCUGGCCCUGUAUGCCCUCAUCAAGAAGCUGAAGACCAAGGCCACGCCCAACUGUGUCCUCCUCCUCAACCUCACUGUUUCUGACCUCUGCUUCCUGGCUUUCCUGCCCUUCAAGGUGGCAGAGGCGGUUGCCGGGCAGUGGCCUCUGCCCGCUCCCCUAUGUCCCCUCAGCGGCCUCUUCUACUUCAGCACCAUCUACUCCAGCACCCUCUUCCUCACGGCGGUGAGCGUGGAGCGCUACCUGGGCGUGGCCUACCCCAUCCACUACAAGCUGAGGCGCCAUUCGGCCUACGCGGCUGUGGCCAGCCUAGGCCUCUGGGCCUGCUCCUUUGCCCAUUGCAGCAUUGUGUACAUCACUGAGUUUCAGCCAUACAACAACACAGAGCCAGACAACGGCUCCCAUAAGAACUGCUAUAAGAACUUCACAGAUGUCCAGCUCGCCAUCCUGCUCCCCGUCCGCCUGGAGCUUGGCAUCGUCCUCUUCCUGGUCCCAUCCUUGCUCACUUGCUUCUGCUACUUUGGCUUCAUGAGGAUCGUGAUCUCCUCGCCGCACAUCCGCAGGAGCAAAAAGCAGCGAGCCGUGGGGCUGGUGUCGGCCACGUUAGCCGUCUUCAUCGUCUGCUUCUCGCCUUACAACAUCUCCCACGUGGUGGGCUUCAUCCAGUGGGAAGAUCCACGGUGGAGGGAUGAAGCCUUGCUGCUCAGCACCUUCAAUGCCAGCUUGGAUCCGGUCAUCUUCUACUUUUCUUCCUCUGCAGUGCAACGUUCAUGCUGGGGCUUCCUGACCCGGGUAGAGAGGGUCUGUGCCUUGCCUUCAGUGAUCCGCAAGGUGUUCUAUAGAGAGAGUGAAAAACUGGGGAGAGCAGGCCCCCAGGAGGCAGUUUGCUGUUCCAGGUUAUGACCAUCUACAUCUAUGGACAUGACCAGAGACUGAGACUUUCUUUGUGGGCCAAGCAGAUACUACAACAUUUGAUUUAAGUCUGACAGAAAUGGCUCCAGGCCCCCGAAACUGAAAUCUCAGUAUCAUGCACCUCUGCAGUUUCUGCACCUCUGAGGCUAGCUGGACUGUGCCCAGAGAAGCUCCAUAAGUCCUUUUCCACGCUGGGUUGAGGAAUCAUGGAAUUGUAGAGUUGGACAUCUAGUCUAACCCCUUGCAAUGCAGGAAUCUUUUGCCCAACAUGGGGCUUGAACCCACAACCCCAAGAUUAAAGGUUUUAAUGCUCUACCAAUUAAGCCUCUCCCCUCUUGGUUCUUGAAGGCUAGAAGUAAUGAUGGGUGAGAGCCACUUCCCUCCAGUUUUAUUUUGAAUAUGUUUUGAAGAAAAUAAGUUUAAUUUGGUGAGUGCAUGUAGGAUGCAAGAUCAUUCUGACUAGGCACCACUGUCAUGAGCUCCACAAGGCAUGGGGCUGA
This is a messenger RNA of Podarcis muralis (Common wall lizard), 1581 nucleotides long. The record is from RefSeq and is a predicted model, not a curated record. NCBI's taxonomy places the organism in Eukaryota, Metazoa, Chordata, Lepidosauria, Squamata, Lacertidae.